This is a messenger RNA of Scedosporium apiospermum, 2094 nucleotides long. RefSeq lists its product as uncharacterized. Lineage: Eukaryota; Fungi; Ascomycota; Sordariomycetes; Microascales; Microascaceae. Bases 1 to 2094 code for a protein of 697 amino acids. Gene Ontology annotation, molecular function: RNA binding. Gene Ontology annotation, cellular component: nucleus. The transcript has 7 exons. The record is from RefSeq and is a predicted model, not a curated record.
AUGUCCGCCGUGGCCGAACUGGAAGCUGGCCUUACGGCCAUGCUCCAAUUCAAACCCCCCGGUGUAUCCACGUCGAGGAUUAAGAGCCUGACUGAUCUUUGUCAGAAGAAUAUCAAGGAUGAAUCCCUUAUUGUCCAAAAAUUCUAUACGCAUUUCAAGAAAGCUCCGGGCACCCACAAAUUGGGCGUCCUCUACCUGAUCGACUCGGUCGUAAGGAAAUGGGUCGAGCAGGCUAAGCAAAAUAACCAAGAAAUUUCUAGCACUGCCCAAGAUGGCACGUUCGCUGCCGGUGUAUUCAGAGUAACAGAAAUCGUUCCGGCCUUGAUGGAUAACAUUAUCCAGUCUGCCCCAGCCGAUCAGAAGGAUAGGAUAAAGAAACUGGUCGAUAUCUGGGAACGAGCACAGACGUUCCCUCCCGGCUACAUCGCCAAGUUCCGACGACAAUUGGCUGAUGGUGGAGCAACCGUAUCCACUACUCCCCCCGGCAGCCCUCCUCCUGGUCUGCCUGGCUCGGCGCCUGUACCAACCCAACGACCUGGGGCGCAGCCAACUGCUGCCCCGGUUCCCGCUGCUCAGCCUGCUCCUAGUGGCGCCAACAUCAUGGAGGUGCUGGCCAACAUUGCCAAGCAGAGCGCAGUGAACCCUCCCAAGCCAACCGGAACCCCCCCAGUCGCACCCAGCACGUCCACACCCCCCGCUCAAGUUGGCGCGUACGGUCUGCCUCCCACCACGACUCCCACCGUUGUGGGUUACCCCCAAGUUCAACAGCCCUUGGCCGCCGCUCCGGCCGUUCCCACGACCAUGCCCGGCUUCCCCGCCCAAUAUCUUGCUGGGCUCACCUCCGCCCAGAACCUUGGUAUUCCAGCUCUUGGAGCGCCCGCGGCGUACCCUGCCGCUGCUAUACCCCCGGCCCCCGCCCCAGCUCCUCCGGCUCCCGCAGCUCCUGCUGGUGCCGCCCUUAGCGUUGACCAAGUCAUGCUGAUCAACACCCUUAUCAACCAAGGCCUUAAGCCCGAGCAGAUCUCUGCCAUUCUGGCAGCUAUGUCGGGUACCAGCACUGCACCUGCGGCGCCGGCCAUGCCUGCUUUCGCUCAGCCACAGAACGGCGGAUGGGGACCUAGCGGCCACGGCGGCCAUGAUCAUGCUCCUGCCGGUGACCGGAGAGGAUACAGGAGCCGCUCGCGCUCAAAGUCACCCGACCGCUGGGGCGGUGGACGUGAUUCGCGUGGUGGUUAUGAUAGGCAUAACCGCCGCUCUAGCAGCCGAGAGCGGGGUGGUAGGGACCGAGGAGACUACCGUCAUCGUAGCCCCAUGGGACGCCGCGAACGUAGUCCCGGUGAUCGCCCCCAUGAGAAGCCCCAAAAGUGGGUUGAGAUGGACCACAAUCUGAGACCUGGCCACAUCAAAGUCCUGAGCCGAACCCUUUUCGUUGGCGGUGUUACUUGCUCCCAAGCCGAGCUUCACGACCUUUUCAGCCGAGUUGGCCAUGUCCAAUCCGUUAUUAUUAAUAAAGAGAAGCGACAUGCUUUCGUCAAGAUGCUAACUCGCGAAUAUGCGAUCGAGGCCAAGAAUAGUAUGGGUGAAUAUAAGUCAGGAGGUUUGGCUCUUCGUACUCGCUGGGGUGUCGGUUUCGGACCUCGAGAUUGCUGUGACUACGAAACGGGUAUUAGCGUCAUCCCCAUCGCACGACUGACCGAAGCCGAUCGAAAGUGGCUUCUCACUGCCGAAUACGGAGGAACCGGCGGCGCGCCCAUUGAGACUGGGAUCUGCGUCGAGGAGCCCGACAUUGAAAUCGGAGCCGGCGUUUCCUCCAAGGCGAUAAGCCGUCGUGUCCAGACCGACAAGGGUGGCGCGCAUGGCCCCAAGUCCACCCGACCUCGCGAUGAGGAGUUCCACGGGCCCCCCGGCCGAGGCGAUCGACCCCGACACCGUGAUGUACGCCGUGAUGACGAUGGCCCUUCGAACCGCGACGGUCAAUACCAAAACCCGUUGAACCCGAAUCUUAUCCCCCCCGGAUAUGCCUACGGCAUGCAGUCGAUGCCCACGUACCCAGGAUAUCCAUAUUCGCAGGACUCUAAGCCUAAUGGCUCUUAA